AAACAAAAAACAUCAACAAAAAGUCUUUUCUCCGCACGGCCCCAAGGACAUCGUCGGCCAGGAGCUGAGCGGCGACUACUACGAAAAGGCGGCGCCCGUGAUCGAGGUGCAGGUGGCCAGGGCCGGCUACAGGCUGGCCCGGUGGUUGGACCUCAUGGUCGAGAGCCUGCACCACUCGGGCGAUAUUGGCGAGCUAUAAGUGAACCCGCCCAGGGCCCUGGGAUGGCAAAUUCGUCCAUGUGUUCUUUCUCACCGUGGCGGACAUGGGAACGAACGGCGGGGGGCCGGUCAGACUACCUACCAGGAAGAGCAACUUUGCGCAAAUACGUUUAUUUCUUUUCCUCUUCUUUCCCCGAUCGGGAUUCCCUCCCCGGUACUUUUUCGCCUCAUCCCCCUCCCAGCUCGCCUUUCCUUUCCCUGCCAACGGGGCCAGCUGCAACCUCCCAACUGGCUGGGAGGUGGGAACGAAACCUCCCAACUGACUAGGAGUGGGGAACGAGGUUCAUGAGUCGAGCAGCCGGCCAGUGGGCGAUUUCCGGGGGCGCGGAUGAUGCCUAAAACCGAGUCGGGGAACCGUUGGAGCAUGGACGUUGAUGGGGAUGGCGGGAUGGACGGGUGUGGCUUCUUUUUUCUCCAGCCCCGUGCUCACCUUCGUCCUCCAUUUGGCGCAGCAUUAUUUGGCCACUUAUGCAAACACAUUGUCUCGACCCGGAUCUCGUACGCUGGGCACGGUACUCGGACAGCCAUGAUCUCCCUGCCGCAAAUCUUGUCUUUGAUCAUGAUCACUGCCAAUGUUGUCCUUCAUUUGUGUUUUUUUGA
Gaeumannomyces tritici R3-111a-1 is the source of this 819-nucleotide messenger RNA. RefSeq lists its product as hypothetical. The transcript has a single exon. NCBI's taxonomy places the organism in Eukaryota, Fungi, Ascomycota, Sordariomycetes, Magnaporthales, Magnaporthaceae. The record is from RefSeq and is a predicted model, not a curated record. The annotation marks the transcript as partial.